Messenger RNA from Symbiodinium natans, 1143 nucleotides. NCBI's taxonomy places the organism in Eukaryota, Dinophyceae, Suessiales, Symbiodiniaceae. The record is from the annotation of a GenBank genome assembly.
AUGCCGGUUGUGGAAGGUCUCAACGACUACCAGCUCUUUCGUGCGUGCGGUCCGCUCUACCCCGCGUUCGCCAUCGAGAGCCUUACCAGCAUCAUUCUUGGCUUCUUCUUCACCUACCUCGCCCUGCGCAUCGUGGUGAGGACCGAUGUGAAGAAGCCGAUCAAUGCUUCCUGGCGCAUGUUUCGGGACUACAUCACUCCAGUCGCGGACCAAUGGUGGACUCUGAUGAAGACCUGGCCGGACAUGCCGAACAAGCCGUGCGCAGAUAGAAUUACGUACUGUCGGAACCUCAACAUCGCCAUGUGCCUGGCGCAGGCGUUUGCGGCGUUCUUCUCGGUGUUCCGAUGGCUGCACAUUGGCAAUGUGAAUGGUCUCCGGUACCUGGGCUACGCCUUCACCUGCUCACUAAUGCAGGCAGAGCUCGUGGUCCUCAUCGCUCCCUAUGUUCCUUGCUACAAGUUCAACAUUGUCUCCGUGGUUCUCUUCACCCACGCCUUCCUUAUCUGCGGAUGGAUCGGCUCCUUGCACAGAGGCUUCCUGUUUGAGGAUGCCUCUUGGGAGCUCUUCCAAUUGUCCUGGGAGGUCUCCGACCUGGUGAUCACGAGCAAGGGCGUGGCCAUUGGCAUCACGACGUGCUGCCUUGCCUUCCUCUGCCUCGUGCAGAUGCCCUUCCUUUGCUUCUGCUACUUCUGGGCAGGAGGCUGUCGGGCCCACAACGACCUCCCCUACUACUACCUUCGCCUGAUGUUCGCUGUGUGGUUCACGUGGCCGGCAUUUCCGGCCUGGUGGGCAGUUUCCGCGGAAGGCCUCGGAGUCCUCGGGGAUGCGAAGAGCAACGCCGUGGGUUUUGCCAUCCUCAAUAUGAUCUCCAAGGGCGGCUUCACCAUCAACAUGCUUAAGAUUGGCGCGGACCACCGCCGCAGGUGGCCCGAGCUGGUGCCAACGGCCAACGGGACUCAGAACUGGCUGGUUGGGAAGCUCCAGGAAUAUGAGUCCGAUCGCAAGGAGAAGAAGCUUGUGGGCACAGAGGGGCCGGAGAAGGACGCCGAACUGAAGGAGAAGAAGCUUGUGGGCACAGAGGGGCCGGAGAAGGACGCCGAACUGAAGGCUGCUGGAAAGGGCAUCGACACACUAUGGGUGUGA